Pichia kudriavzevii is the source of this 1650-nucleotide messenger RNA. RefSeq lists its product as uncharacterized. The coding region runs from base 1 to 1650 and encodes 549 amino acids. The record is from RefSeq and is a predicted model, not a curated record. Lineage: Eukaryota; Fungi; Ascomycota; Pichiomycetes; Pichiales; Pichiaceae. Gene Ontology annotation, biological process: protein N-linked glycosylation. The transcript has a single exon. Gene Ontology annotation, molecular function: dolichyl pyrophosphate Glc1Man9GlcNAc2 alpha-1,3-glucosyltransferase activity. Gene Ontology annotation, cellular component: endoplasmic reticulum membrane.
AUGGCUACUUCGACAAAGAAGACAGCACAUGGGUACAACUACUCGCUGUGGAACAUCUGGGUGGCGUCUACGCUUUUGAAAGUGUUACUUUUCCCAUCUUAUCAUUCGACUGAUUUCGAUGUCCAUAGGAAUUGGCUCUCUAUAACCUCACUUUUACCCUUGAAGGAUUGGUACAUUGAUUCCACGAGUCAAUGGACGUUAGACUAUCCGCCAUUUUUCGCAUACUUUGAAUGGGUUCUUUCGAGGUUUGUUUCGAAAUCCGUAGCUGAUGAUGGGUGUAUAGCACUGGUUCCAGCCGGCAACUAUGGAACAAGGACGAUUUUCUUUCAGAGAAGUACAGUGAUUGUUAGCGAGAUUGUAUUGUUUGUUGCAUUGCAGUGGUUCAUCAACACUGCCAGAACCAACCGGGAGAAAAGGAGGAACUUUGUCAUUUCUGCGUCAAUUGUGUUAUCUCCUGGUUUAUUUAUUAUAGAUCAUAUACAUUUCCAAUACAAUGGGUUUCUUUUCGGGAUAUUUGUUUUGUCCAUUAUUAAUGCCAAAAUGGGGAACCAUGUGGCGUGUGGGUUUUGGUUCUCAGUGCUCCUGUGUUUCAAACAUAUAUUUCUUUAUGUUUCCCCCGCUUAUUUUAUUUUCCUAUUGUCAGGUUAUUGUUUGAACCCACCACCAGCAAAAAUAAACAUGAGCAGCUUGAUUCAAAUCAUUAGAUGGAAGAACCUUUUCAAAUUGGGAGUAACUGUUCUAGGAGUUUUCUUUGUCGCAUUUGCACCGUUUAUCUAUUAUGGAGUAUUCCCGCAAUUGGUUGAGAGAUUAUUCCCAUUUUCUAGAGGGUUGACACAUGCGUAUUGGGCGCCCAAUGUUUGGGCAAUAUAUUCAUUUUUGGACAGAUUACUUGUACAAAUUGCGAAAAAAAUGCCAAUUCUUUAUAGAAUCUUCAAUACAUCGCCAUUAUUGGUUAACGACUCAUUAACUAGAGGGAUUGUUGGUGAUGUUAAAUUCACCUUUUUACCACAGAUCGAGCCGAACCACACAUUCAUAUUAACCCUCUUCUAUCAGUUGAUGUCAUUGAUACCACUUUUCAUACAACCGACAUUUGAGAGAUUUGUUGGAUCUCUAUCACUCUGUGCAUUUUCGUCAUUUCUAUUUGGUUGGCAUGUCCAUGAGAAGGCCAUUAUGUUGAUCAUUGUUCCUCUUACAUUUGUCGUAUGCCAGGACAGAAAACUGUUGCCUCCUUUCCAACUAUUGACCAGUGCCGGCUAUGUUUCUCUGUUCCCCCUAUUAUAUGGAUCGGCAGAAUGGAUGUUUAAGAGUCUGAUUACAUUUGCGUGGUUUAUUGUAUUCCAAACGAGCUUUAGCGGGGUCGUGCAUAAAUCACGGAGAAUCUCAACACGCGUAGUUGUUCUUGAUAGGUUGAACUUGGUGUACAUGUUGUUAUUCACGCCAAUGUGUAUAAUAAACCAAGUCUUGGACAUUCAGAGUCGAAAUUUCCAAAUUUUGAAGAAACUCGAAUUCUUCCAAUUAAUGAUGUUCAGUGUCUAUUGUUCCUUUGGGGUUAUAUCAUCGUGGAGUUCGAUAUCGUGGCUCUAUUUCUUGGACGACAGUAUUUGGGUGAACAAGGAGGGUGAGGACCUGCGGGAUGUGAAGGUAGUGUAG